UGUUUGUCGGCCUUCAACCUAUACUCCUUGAUAAUUGCUUAGCUUGAUGUUGCAGUUUCAAAGUUACGCGCGAACGAGUCAGUAUAUCCGACGAGGUUAUUAUUCAUUUAAGCUGAUUCCUAACAUUUUAUUAUAAGUUCAGGGAAAGUGCGUCAAAUACACCACUGUCAUCAUGUCUGCAAAUGUUGGCGACUUUCAGAUUUUCGUGAACGUUUAUUCUCUUGCCAAUCCAGCCUUUUGCAGUUAUUUGCUGUGCGUGUCACUUUUAGUACUGAAAAUGAUGGGUACUAUUUUAUUGAUUGUAUACCACAGAAUGACAACAAAGUCAUUCAUAAGCGAGGAGGAUGCUGUGUGGCAGAGAGGCGAUACCGCGCCAAAUGAAAAGGUAGAGAGGGUGAGAAGGGCCCUAAUGAACGAUCUGGAAAACAUCAUCAUGUUCCUGUUCAUGAGCCUGGCUUACUUAUCUGUCAGACCGCCUCUUUGGGUAGUCAAUCUCCUGCUAGCAAUCUUUCUAGUCUCCAGGGUGCUUCACACGUUUUUCUACGCCAUGUUCGUGGUUCGACAGCCAGUAAGGGCGAUUUUGUGGACGAUUGGUUUCAUCAUUACCGGAUACAUGGCAGCCCAUACGGCGCUUUACUUGUUGAUUAAUGGAUACAUUUUUUGAUUUACUUUUGUGAGGUUUUGUGUAUAUGUAAUAUAUUUUUGUGAGGUUGUGUAUACCUAUGUAAUAUAUUUUUGUAAGAUUUGAA
Messenger RNA from Leptinotarsa decemlineata (Colorado potato beetle), 749 nucleotides. RefSeq names its product prostaglandin E synthase. NCBI's taxonomy places the organism in Eukaryota, Metazoa, Arthropoda, Insecta, Coleoptera, Chrysomelidae. The record is from RefSeq and is a predicted model, not a curated record. Gene Ontology annotation, cellular component: membrane.